Acanthoscelides obtectus is the source of this 861-nucleotide messenger RNA. Lineage: Eukaryota; Metazoa; Arthropoda; Insecta; Coleoptera; Chrysomelidae. The record is from the annotation of a GenBank genome assembly.
CUUUUUUGUUGUUCCGUGGUUUAUUUUAUGUCGGUUUGCCGGUAUUUUUCUUAAAAUAAAAUUUUGAAAAAUGGUGAUGUUAGGCGAUGUCUUUCCUAAUUUUUCAGCCAAAACCACAAUUGGCGAUAUCAAAUUUCAUGAAUGGCUAGGUGAUUCAUGGGGCAUCCUGUUCUCUCACCCAGCUGAUUUCACCCCCGUUUGCACAACAGAACUUGCAAAAUUGAUAAAUUUGCAUCCAGAAUUUACCAAACGAAACACUAAAAUUAUAGCCCUGUCUUGCGAUCCAGUCGCCAAACAUUUAAAGUGGUGCAAUGACAUUAAAGUGUAUUGUGUGUUUACAGUGUACGCAGGGUAUUCCGGAGACACAUUUCCUUAUCCCAUAAUCGCGGACGAAGACAAAGAGCUUGCAGUCGAGCUGCAAAUGCUUGACGCUGAUGAGAAAGAUUCGAAUGGGCUGCCUCUCACUGCAAGAGCCGUGUUUAUCGUAGAUCCCAAUAAGAAGAUGCGAUUGUCUAUUUUGUAUCCAGCUACAACCGGAAGGAACUUUGAUGAAAUUUUGCGGGUGCUGGAUUCUUUACAGCUGUGCGACAAGCAUAAGGUUGCGACACCAUGCGAUUGGAAGGCUGGUGAAGAUGUGAUGGUGCAACCGUCAGUAUCCGACGACGAGGUUAAAACCAUGUUCCCAUCCAAAACUGUAGUUGCACUGCCUUCCGGGAAGAACUAUAUGAGGAAAAUUCCGCAGCCCUGAGGUUGUAAUUUUGAUUAAGAUUUCUGUUGUUACUAUCGUUUCUAAUGUUUUGUAAGUUUUAAGUUUGUUCAAGGAUAUAAACGCUUAAGUUUUAUAAACUUUUUCAUGCAUUG